GACCAUAUGUACUACACGUCUACGUGGUGAAAGAACUCUAAAGAUUCAUUCAAAACAAGAAUUCCAAGACAUAAGAACGUUUGUUGAACAUAAUCGAACGUUUGAUCAUCGAAAAUUYGAUCGUUCGAUCAAGAGAGAUAUCGCGGUAAAACGAAGCCGUUUAGCUAGAAGGCGCGUAUAUUUAUCAAAAAUCAAGAUAAUCCAUUUUGAUUAAUGGGCCAAUAUCAGCAACAAAAUACUCCUACAGAAUAAGCUUCCAUUUAACAAAUAACCAACUACCAAAUAGCACUUAAUGAAAGGAACAGGGCUAAUAGCCGACCUUAUGCUCCCCGUCUUUGCUGCAAUCUAGUCCAAUAGACAAAAUUCACAGUUUUGACACCAUUUCCUGGCAAAGUCCUGCUGUGGAAAGUYCACCUUAAWUGCAACAUUUCUGGAAGGGGGUCCAUGCUACCAUGGUAUCCUUACCUUAGUUCCCUGGCCAAUUUUAUGCAUUUGACAGAUCCCCAGACGUUGGUUUCUUACGUAAAUGACAUUCUUAAUUGAACAAGUGACUUAAUACAUUCACCGACGCAACCAAGAACACGCUCAUCACUGCCAGAAKGGACUUCCAACAGUAUCUAUCUCGUCUAGAAAAUUGAUGUGGAAUCUUAAAGAGRUCUACUACAAACUCAACUGAGAAAUAGCUGGACAUAAAAGUUUGGACUCAACCGGAGGUAGCAACAAUUCUAUAUUAUUUCAUAGUGAAUUUGACAGCCAUGCGCGCCUAAUUCGACAACAUCAGAUUUGAGCAAAUGAAAAGGCAGAGGUCUGUGGAAAUAGAAUUGAAAAAGUAAAUCUUUGGUUUUGAUCUUCAAGAGGGAAGAAUAUUGCAGCAGUAUUUUAGUGUGUAUUUCCAGAGGGAGUUUUAUAUCGCUUUUGAUCAAGGAAGAGCGAGUUUUAUUAGCAAGAACUGUCACAUGUGUCGAUAACCACGCGAAUACUAAGCCAACUUAAAAACAUUUACUCGAAUCUUCAGUACUAUGGAGAGUAUAACAAUAGCGAGUAUUAUCGUGACGGGAAUUGUGCGUUUAAAUUCCAAAAAAUCAACUUAUUGAGAAACACAAGAGAUCAAAUCAACAACGGAGAUUUUUUUGGAAAUUCGGUGUCAAAUUUCUUGCCGAUUUUUACGAGCUCCUACGCUUAAAAAAAAACUUAUAUUUAUCUUGAUCUGACAAUUCAAAGACAUCUCUUCAGCGUGUAUUUAUCAAGAAUUCACAAGGUGGAAAAAUUUGAUUAUUUAUCAAAGACAGUUUCAUAUGAUACAGCAAGACUUGUUCAUAUGAAAUUAUUGAGAUUCUUUAAAUGAGUUUGACAUGGAUUUGAUKUAGUGACUAGCACACAAUGGAGGAUUUGACUCGUUCUUUCGACGCAUCGAAUCCUAGUGAAAAAGUUGUCAUUAAUGUCGGAGGUCUUCGCCAUGAGACGUACUCCAAUACUCUUCGUAGCAUCCCCGAUACUCGGCUSUACUGGAUCACCGAAAACCCCACACAGCUCGCMGAAUACGACCCGAACUCCAACGAGUAUUUCUUUGACCGCCAUCCGGGGGUUUUCGCGCAAGUUUUGAAUUUUUACCGUACCGGAAAACUCCACUGUCCAAACGAUGUAUGUGGCCCACUAUUUGAAGAAGAYCUUGCUUUCUGGGGAAUCGAUGAACUACAAGUAGAACCAUGUUGCUGGUUGAAUUAUAAAAAACACAGAGAAGCACAGGCACACCUCGAUCCCUUUGAGACCAGYGACUCUGAUGGGGAAAGCGUUGAYGARAUGGACAUGACGAUUUAUGGUCUUGUAGGGGACUCUAUACGAAAGAGAAAUCGAACUUGGUGGAAACAAUAUCAGCCUAAAAUAUGGACAUUAUUUGAAGAGCCAUACUCCUCCAUUCCAGCUCAGAUCAUUGCGUUUAUAAUCCUGUUUUUAAUCAUCACAUCCGUGGCGAUCUUCUGUCUUGAGACUGUGCCUUACUUCAAUGAGCCCGAUAGCACACCAAAGAACGUUAUCUUCUACAUCGAGGCUUUCUGUGUUGCUACAUUCACACUAGAGCUUACUACAAGACUAAUAGUMUGCCCCAAUAAACUUGCUUUCCUAAAGAUGKCCAUGAAUUGGAUCGAUUUCUUUGCCAUUUUACCUUUUUACCUCCAAGUCAUGCUCAAUAAAUCAGAUAUUCAAACCAUGGUCGUGUUUCGUGUCAUAAGACUGGUYCGAGUUUUCAGGAUAUUUAAACUUUCCCGCCAUUCCUACGGUCUUCAGAUUCUUGGACACACGCUCAAGUCAAGCUGUAGUGAYCUCUUUCUACUCGCUUUCUUUCUCUCAAUCGGAGUUGUUAUAUUUUCAAGUAUAAUCUACUACGCUGAAAAGGACGUAGCAAAAUCACAUUUCAAGACCAUCCCCCACGGGUUUUGGUGGGCUGUAGUUACCAUGACGACGUUGGGGUACGGAGACAUGGUACCGUUGACUUGGCAAGGACAAAUCGUGGGCUCACUUUGUGCGGUCAGCGGUGUAUUGAUGAUUGCACUUCCGGUUCCGGUAAUAGUGAGUAACUUUUCCUUAUACUAUUCGCAUGCAAAGGCCCGGAUGAACUUACCGAAGAGGAAAKGACCGCUUAUAUUCGGAGCUGCGUCGGCCCUUCGGGUUGCACAGCCGUUUGCUGUAAGUGAACACAAACCGAAUGUUAUCACACAGCUUAUGGAGGAAGGAGGUCGUGACGACGAUGAUCCCGACAACCCGACUAUGACCCGACGAACUCCUCGCAGCUCAGGACGGUUCAGUCCGUUACAGCGUAAUCGAUCACCUCGAACGAUACAGCAUGCMCCUGGCAUCACCCCCAGGGCUUCCCCUCGUGGAUCGAUUGCAAGCCCACCWGAACAAAGCAAAAAUGGAACCCUWGUCAUUCCCGACAUUCAUAGCAGGCCUGCUGAACCAGAAGAGRAUCAGCAUAAUCAGAAACCCUCGGUUGUACCUAAACCUAUCCCUCAGGUGGUGCUGUCWUGCAGCGGUGAAGUGAACCCCCCGGAAACAACGCCUUUACCUAASCCACCAGUAUCGCUUAAACUCAGCGAGACGGGYAGUGUCAUGUCGUUGAAUGAAAAGUCCGAUAGAUCGACAGUAAGCAAGAAGCGUGCCAUUCAGAGUAAGUCUUUGUCAGCGGACUCAAGUCACGGUUCACCKAGAGGACGUCGCGGUCGUCGUGGCAGUAUUUAUAUUGUUGGCUUCACGGCGAAACAUUGGCAAAACAAGGCAUUAAACAAAACAAAAACAGAGAGAAAGAUUCUAUCAGCUGACAARAGUAGGGACAGGGAMGACAGUAAGUCACGUGGCUUUUAUCAUUCGUUGAGCUGUGAGACGUGUGAUAACAGAAAGGCGCGCUCUGCCGAGGUGCUUCUUCGUUCCGAACUUGAAGUACAUGACACAAAUAUACAAGUCAAACCUGUGGAGCCAAGACGUGACAGCGUGACAAUCCAACAUAAUCCACCUAGCGUUACACCUAAAAGUCUGUCAAGAAUGUCAUCUGGGACUCAAACUGCAGGGGUCUCGUCUACUCCCUCUCCGAGGACUACUAGGGCUAAAUCAGAUACAUGCAAUGUACCUAAACACUUGCAAGAUCCAAGAAAAACAACAAAGUCUCUAGCAGAUCAUUCAGAUGAUUCUCUGUGCGUCCACGGUUAUCUUAACCAGCGUCGGGGAUCAUCGCCAUUACGACGUCAGCACGCCGUGUUUACAUUUGACGUCACAGAGCCGUCACCGGAAGUAAACCCUCAGAGCAAUAAGCUUGCUCCUGUGACCGUUGUUCACCAGGCCACCUCUCCUACUUUACCUUUAGAAACUACUUCAAGCACAUUUGAUACAAAGACAAGCGAAUCACGUGAUAUCACAAUAUGCGAGUCACGUGACACAGAAUCUUGCGAGUCACGUGAUACUAAAAGGCGCAAGUCAAAAGAUUCAGGCACGUCCCAGUCGCGUGAUGAGGACAAAAGUAGGGAAACACCAUCRCCUCCCUUAAUUGACGGCAGAAGAAACUCAGGGCGGAAUGGGAAAAUUCGUCCAAAGUCUAUGCCAGUUUCGAGUUACGUCAACGUAUCAUAUCAAAAAGAAGACGACGACACACAGUCACAACGGCUGAGAUCGUCAUUACAGGAACAGAAUUACGAUGGGAAUAUGAAAGAUGAGAAUGAUGAAGAGGAAGAUGAGAAACAAAAAGACUCUCCCAUUGUGCAGAAACGUAGUUUCCAGCCUUAUCGAAAGGACGGUAUUGUCAAUAUWAUCCCAUCAUUGACUCACCCUGAASAAACGGAUCAAAUACAAGACGAUAUUGASGAUGAUCAYUAUUCCAGGGGGAGGCGAACGCCACUUGGAUCCGUGUCCAAUGCAAGCCUGCCGUCUAUUUCUGAAGAACAAGAUAAUAACAAAGACAUUGACUCUUUAAAAAUAGUAGCGCAUGAGCAGUACAAGCUCCACAGACCGCAGUCCAUGCCCUUGGAAGUCAACGAAYGCUCACAUGAGCCAGCACCGAAUAUCAACCGAUCGUCGAGUGUACCUCUUAGUCCAGCAGCCAAGCACGACAAACAAAAGACAUUGCUUCAACGACGGCAGGGACCAGACUUGUCAUUGGGAAGCCCUCAAACCAUGCAGAUGAAUCAGUUAGACGUAAUAAAUUAUCCCUGGUUUCAAAGAGUUUUAAAUUCGUCAAACUUCUUAAGAGUGAACCCUAUUGACGACCAGAUCACUUCCGCUUUAAGUCCCAGUCCUCUACUGAGUAGUGAGCUGCCGCUGAGCGCUGAUGAUCGCUUGCUCUAUUCUCCUCAUACUCCUCCGUCAUUGAAUACACCCUCGACACGCGACAUGGCUACCUCACCCUUUAUUACAGUUUGGGAUGAAACCGAUGAGCCCUUGGARYUGCCCUCUUUGAAACAACAUCAGUCAAACUCAAGAAAUACAAAUUCAGAGUUUGGAAGUCUUGACAGUGACGUCAGGAGAAGGUCUCCSGAUGUYGAACUACAACCGAUAUCUCGUGUCGAAGACCAGGCUGGUAGAGAGUAUGCUCUGUAUGCUAUUCCGACAGGCUUAGAUGGAUCGGUGUUCUUUUCCCGAACUAACUCCGAGGACGGUGAGAACUCUGAAAUUCAAAUGAGAACUAAACGAAAUAUAUAUCAAGGUUCUUCGGAAACGUUCGGACUUCCCUCGGAAGUGAUUCGAGAUAUUUCCGCCAAUGCGCGYUCAGCUUCUGAGAGGAAUCAAUAUCAAGAUGGUUGUACGGGAACUGUCGGACUUUCCUCGGACGUAAUUCGGGAUAUUUCCGUCAAUUCUCGUUCCAAUUCGGAAAGGAUUCGAGAUCAUUCCGAUGAAACGAAAUCAAGACGAACGGAACACGAUCAUUCAACGAAAGAUGCGUUAGGCAACCCACGUGACAAUAAUGGCGGUAAGGUGAGAAAUCGCUCGAACUCUCCGCGKUUGCAGCGCUCUGAUAAUAGUGUUAUCUACAACGGACAUGAACCCUUGCAACAAAAACUCUCAGGAAACCUUUUCAUCACCAAAAGACCGGCAAGUCUACCCUCGCCUGAUCGUCGGAAGGCGAGAUUAUUUUUCGGUGACUCUGGUAUAAGUAGUGUCGGUAGCGGGAGCACGACAUCGAUGUCACACUCUCUCGAUCUCGAUAUCGAAUCGAAAGAACGCAAAGAAACUGCUGCUAACAUUUUAAAUCCCAUUAAAGAAACAGAUGUGGAGAACCCGAAUGGUGGUCGAUCAACAAGUCGUAGCGACCCCGGUAAACCGACCGCCGUGAACAUCAUGUUACCAUCAGUUCGACUACGUGAGAAUUCAACUGUUAUAGACAUUCUAACGAAUUCAGAUAUGUACGAGGCUAGUUUAGUAUGAUAGCUGGGUAGUCAGUUAACAGGUCGUAAUAGCCCCCGUAAACCGACCUCAGUGGUAUUCAUAAAGCCGUGAAAUAAACUUCUACUCUCUACACUUCGUUUCACGGGUUUGUAAAUACCAAUGUAAAAGGAUUCAUCAUACAGUCACUGGAAGAAAUUCUGAACUUUUAGUUAGAAAACUGGAAAAGUAAUUGAGGAUUGGCUGCCUUUGGAUUUCGUGGUGUAUGAUUUAUCCUUUUAUCUGCUUCAACUAGACAACAAUAGUUCGUUAUCUCUACUAGUAUCUAUCAAUCAACGGUCCUUCUUUGUUGUGAUGUAAUGCUAUGCUCGGCAAAAUGCACUAUGCGAUUGAGAAAAACACAAACUAAAGCCAUGUUAGUUUUUUUUAUGAAAACAUAGUUUUUUUAUGAAAAACAUACUGGGACUAGUCUAGAGUUCAUCUAGUACACAGGUUUCUUAUUUAAUGUUUAUGGACAAGAGAUAACGUUAAUUACAAGCAAAUAAGCAAAGCCUUCGCAGCUUUUAUCAAUGAGACAUCCACCAUGUUGAUGUAUUUAUCAAAACCAAGCUGCACUUCAGCAAAAUAAACAUGACGUCAUCAAUACCAUGAUGCACUUCGCCAAAAAAACAUGACGUCAUCAAUACCAUGAUGCACUUCGCCAAACAAACAUGACGUCAUCAAUACCAUGAUGCACUUCGCCAAAGCAAGCAUGACGUCAUUGGUAAGAAGAGACGUGCUCGUAUUAGAAGAUGCUAAAAUACAUCUUCAAAUUUAUCUUUUUAAAAGUUAUCUAGAUGCAUGUAGUAAUAAUUGUAGGUGAUUGGAGGACAUGAAGCUGACAGUGUAAAUACGAAGACCUCCGUUAGAACUUAUAUUGUUAUCUAAUAAGCUUGUAAAAUUCUACAAUAACUAGACGAGAUAAUCAACAGUAUGUAAAUAUGACAUUAUAGAUUCAUUAUUAUAUUUUAAACCGAAAACACCCUUUUACAUUAUCUUAGGUUAACCAGAAUAGCAGACAUCCACGAGUUCAUUGCUCGCGGCUUGGGACUGUAAUUUCUGGUUAACGAGUGACAGCUGUCAAUCAAAAAUAUUGAAUUUAAUUCCACAGAUAUUAUAAUGAUAUGGAGUAUUUUGUCAUUGAAAAGAAGCUAUUUUAAUUUUCUAUAUUUUUCUUAUUGUUAACGCUGGCGUUUACGACGUGCAGCCAGCAUGUCAAAUCCGUGAAACAAACCUUUAAGAGCAUUAUAACUUACCUUAGGGUCGUGAAAACCGUGAAACAGGUUCUACAAGGUGUCUUAGUCUAGUGAGGAUUUUAGAUCCGCGAAAGAAUGUAUUACUCAAAAGAAAACAAUGGAAUUAUAGAAUUAGAGAUUGCUAAGGUGUGAAAAAAAAAACCCGUGAAACAAACCCUUAUAGUCAAAAACAAUGUACAAUAUCUGUCUUCACCAGGAUCACUGGUUAAAUGCCAACAUUAGUAUAUUAGCAUUAGUAUAAUCAAAUAUUUAUUAAUAUUAUAAGUAAAAUACUAAUAAAUUGAUAAAUACGUCUCA
This is a messenger RNA of Exaiptasia diaphana, 7454 nucleotides long. RefSeq lists its product as uncharacterized. Bases 1381 to 5904 code for a protein of 1507 amino acids. Gene Ontology annotation, molecular function: delayed rectifier potassium channel activity; protein binding. Gene Ontology annotation, biological process: potassium ion transmembrane transport; protein homooligomerization. Lineage: Eukaryota; Metazoa; Cnidaria; Anthozoa; Actiniaria; Aiptasiidae. The transcript is spliced from 4 exons. The record is from RefSeq and is a predicted model, not a curated record. Gene Ontology annotation, cellular component: voltage-gated potassium channel complex; membrane.